Messenger RNA from Atta colombica, 857 nucleotides. RefSeq names its product putative defense protein 3. The transcript is spliced from 4 exons. The coding region runs from base 143 to 631 and encodes 162 amino acids. NCBI's taxonomy places the organism in Eukaryota, Metazoa, Arthropoda, Insecta, Hymenoptera, Formicidae. Gene Ontology annotation, molecular function: oxidoreductase activity, acting on metal ions. The record is from RefSeq and is a predicted model, not a curated record.
GGUGGGAUCCUACUAACGUUUGACUUGCCAGCAAUCAAUCGAAUACUGCAGUUUCUUACGUGCGGAUCUGUCACGAGCACGAAAUAUCUUUUUAUCCUUACUUGUUGUGUAAACAGCUAACUAUUUCGACGACGUGAUCAAGAUGCAUUUUGCCGAACACGUUAAGGUUUUAUUCACACUCGUCCUCUUCUCGUCGAUUUCCGUUUUUGGAUUUCCAGACGGUGGACCGGUGGACGCGUGCGUGAAGCCACGACCUAAUCAACCCUACCAUGGUGAAGCGCGGUCACAACCCCUAAGCACGAGCCCUUACAAGAUACUGGCUUCGUCGUUGCAAUACGAACCAGGUUCACAGGUCACAGUCACCAUUGUGGGUGCCCCGUUCCAAGGAUUCUUCGUGCAGGCACGUGAUACUACUUCAAACAAAUGGAUUGGAUCUUGGACGCAAACGCCGAAUACAAAUAUACAUUCCGAGUGUAGUGCUGUGACGCACGCUGAUCCACAUGAUAAGGAGCAAGCUACCUUCAUCUGGAACGCACCAGCGGACGCACGAGGAAAUGUUUACUUUACUGGAACUGUAUUGAAGGACUAUGCGACAUUCUGGUCCGAACUUGUGUCACAGGUGGCACAAUAAUUCGUCAGCAUAUUGUUUGAAUCUUUACUUUGUCGACGAAGUGUUUUCGCCAAAGGAUAUAUUCCAUCUUUACAAAAAAAUUUUUUAAUUUUAUUCGUAUAUUGAAUAUUUUGAUAUAUAUAUAUUGUGAUACUGUUAUGCAAUAUAUAUUUUACAUAAAUCUUGUAUUUUUGUAUCAUCACAGAAUUGUCAGGCGUUUUAAAUAAUAAAAGAUCAUCGAAAUGGA